Perkinsus marinus ATCC 50983 is the source of this 1299-nucleotide messenger RNA. Its product is annotated as aspartate aminotransferase, cytoplasmic, putative. NCBI's taxonomy places the organism in Eukaryota, Perkinsozoa, Perkinsida, Perkinsidae. The record is from RefSeq and is a predicted model, not a curated record. Gene Ontology annotation, biological process: amino acid metabolic process; biosynthetic process. The transcript has a single exon. The coding region runs from base 25 to 1224 and encodes 399 amino acids. Gene Ontology annotation, molecular function: L-aspartate:2-oxoglutarate transaminase activity; pyridoxal phosphate binding.
AGUUACGUAUCCCACCACUCAAACAUGUCUUCCAUUUUCGAAUCUUGUGAUUUGGCUCCCCCGGAUCCUAUUCUCGGUACCGCCACCGCUUAUAAGGCUGACCCCUCUCCCAACAAGGUCAAUCUUGGUAUUGGUGCUUACCGUGAUGAGAACGGCAACCCCAAGGUUCUCGAUGUUGUCCGUAAGGUCGAUCAGCAGUUGGCCGCUGACAUGAAGGUCGAUAAGGAGUACGCUCCUAUUGACGGUUUCCCGGCCCUCAAGCCCCUUAGUCAACGCCUUCUCUUCGGCGAGUCUAGUGAUAGAAUUGCCAGUAGUCAGGCUCUGUCCGGCACUGGAUCUCUGAGACUCAUCGGUGAAUUUGCCGCCAAGUUCCUCAACAGACCUGCCAUUUAUAUCUCCGAUCCUACAUGGGGUAACCACAUCAAGGUCUUCGAGAAAUCUGGUCUGAAAGUCCGAAAGUAUCCCUACUGGGACAGCGAACAUCGCGCGAUCAACUUCGAGGGAACCUUGAAGGUUAUUGGCGAUGCUCCUGUUGGCUCUCUCAUCCUCCUUCAUGCCUGCGCUCACAAUCCCACUGGUAUGGACUUCAACCACGAACAGUGGCAGCAGCUGCAGAAGCUUAUUGCUGAGAAGAACCUUGUCCCUGUUCUCGACAAUGCCUAUCAGGGAUACGCGUCUGGCGAUCUCGAGGCUGAUGCUUAUGCCCUCCGUCUCUUCUAUCAGUCUGGUAUGGAAUUCUUCGUAGCUCAGAGUUUCGCCAAGAACUUCGGUCUUUAUGGUGAACGUGCCGGUAUGUGCCAUCUCGUCACCAAGAGUGCUGACUUGGCUGCCCGCGCCCUUAGUCAGCUGAAGCUCAUUAUUCGUCCCAUGUAUUCCUCUCCCCCGAUCCAUGGUGGUUUGAUUGUUAAGACUAUCCUUGAGAACCCCUCUCUUGAGCAAGAGUGGAAGGAUGAACUUAAGCUCAUCAGCGGCAGGAUUGCCAAGUACCGUAUCCUUCUGUCUGACGGUUUGACCGCCAAGGGUACUCCUGGUACUUGGGAGCAUAUCAAGAAGCAGAUUGGUAUGUUCUCCUUCACUGGUCUCACUGUUGCCCAGUGUGAGCGAAUGAUUAACAAGCAUCAUAUCUAUAUGCUUAAGAAUGGUCGUAUCUCUAUGGCUGGAUUGAACCACGGCAACAUUCAAUACGUUAUCGAUGCUAUGGAUGAGUGUGUACGUAACGCGUAAGGGAGCUUUUCUUUCUUGUAUAAUAAUUCCUCGAACUGAGCGAUGAGUAUUUAUCGAGGCAGCAAAACCUCCAUC